Messenger RNA from Molossus molossus (Pallas's mastiff bat), 2189 nucleotides. RefSeq names its product syntrophin alpha 1 (gene SNTA1). NCBI's taxonomy places the organism in Eukaryota, Metazoa, Chordata, Mammalia, Chiroptera, Molossidae. Gene Ontology annotation, cellular component: dystrophin-associated glycoprotein complex; sarcolemma; intracellular anatomical structure. Bases 141 to 1649 code for a protein of 502 amino acids. Gene Ontology annotation, molecular function: structural molecule activity; protein binding. The transcript has 8 exons. The record is from RefSeq and is a predicted model, not a curated record.
GCUCCACCCGCAGCGGCCGCGGGUAGGGUAGCGGCUGGCCCAGCCGGGCCCCGCUGCCCUCUGCCCUGGGCGCUCGGUUGGAGCGAGCUGGGCACUGCGGGGCAGGGCGAACACGGCGGCCCGGGGUCUCGUAGGCGAAGAUGGCGUCAGGCAGGCGCGCCCCGCGCACCGGGCUGUUGGAAUUGCGCACCGGGGCGGGCUCGGGCACCGGCAGCGAGCGGUGGCAGAAGGUGCUGGUUAGUCUGGCGGAGGACGCGCUGACCGUGAGCCCCGCCGACGGCUCGGAGCCCGGCGCCCCGCGGGAGCCGGAGCCCGCGCAGCUCAACGGCGCCACGGAGCCCGGCACGGCGCCCCCGCAGCUGCCCGAGGCGCUGCUGCUCCAGCGGCGCCGUGUGACGGUGCGCAAGGCCGACGCCGGCGGGCUGGGCAUCAGCAUCAAAGGGGGCCGGGAGAACAAGAUGCCUAUUCUCAUUUCCAAGAUCUUCAAGGGCUUGGCAGCUGACCAGACAGAGGCCCUCUUCGUGGGGGAUGCCAUCCUAUCCGUGAAUGGGGAAGACCUUUCCUCUGCCACCCAUGAUGAGGCGGUACAGGUUCUGAAGAAGACGGGCAAAGAGGUGGUACUGGAGGUCAAGUACAUGAAGGAGGUCUCACCAUAUUUCAAGAACUCUGCCAGCGGGACCUCGGUUGGCUGGGACUCGCCUCCUGCCUCACCCCUUCAGCGGCAGCCUUCCUCCCCUGGCCCCCCACCCCGAGACCUCAACGGUGCCAAACACAUGUCCUUGAAGAUGGCAUAUGUCUCAAGAAGGUGUACCCCCAGUGACCCAGAGCCCAGGUAUCUGGAGAUCUGUUCGGCAGAUGGUCAAGACACCCUCUUCCUGAGGGCCAUGGACGAGGCGAGUGCAAGGUCGUGGGCAGUUGCCAUCCAUGCCCAGAUCAAUGCUCUAAUGCCCUGGGUCAAGGACGAGCUGCAGGCACUGCUGGCAGCUACCAACACAGCUGGGAGCCAGGACAUCAAGCAGAUCGGCUGGCUGACUGAGCAGCUGCCCAAUGGGGGCACAGCACCCACCGUGGCCCUGCUGACUGAAAAGGAGCUGCUCCUCUACAGUUGUCUUCCCCACACCCGUGAGGCCCUAAGCCGGCCAGCCCGGACUGCCCCACUCAUCACCACCAGGCUGGUGCACUCGGGCCCUUCCAAGGGCUCAGUGCCCUAUGAUGCAGAGCUGUCCUUUGCCCUGCGCACGGGCACACGCCAUGGUGUGGAUACUCACCUGUUCAGCGUGGAGUCACCACAGGAGCUGGCUGCCUGGACCCGCCAGCUAGUGGAUGGUUGUCACCGGGCCGCUGAGGGUGUGCAGGAGGUGUCUACAGCCUGCACAUGGAAUGGCCGUCCCUGCAGCCUCUCUGUGCACAUUGACAAGGGCUUCACACUGUGGGCAGCUGAGCCAGGGGCAGCCCAAGCUGUGCUGCUCCGACAGCCCUUUGAGAAGCUGCAGAUGUCCUCGGAUGAUGGUGCCAGUCUCCUAUUCCUGGACUUCGGGGGCGCUGAAGGAGAGAUUCAGCUGGACCUGCAUUCGUGCCCCAAAACCAUGGUCUUCAUCAUCCACUCUUUCCUCUCGGCCAAAGUCACCCGCCUGGGGCUCUUGGCCUAGAGGUGGCCAGAGGCACUAGCCCCAAGGAGGGGCUGUCCACCCCAUGGCCUGACCUGGCUCUCCACCAGCUGCCUGCUCACCACUGGGCUGAAGGAAGGGAGAGGAAAGGAACAAGGCUGCAGAGAGACCCAGCCCCUGAGGAGGAUGGGACAGUCUUGGGGACUGGGACCCAGAUUCAGGACAGUAGAUCCUGCUGUGAUGGGGUAGUCUCCCUGCUGCCCCACCCCCAUCUCCCCACCAGUGCCUUUUGCAGAGAGAUAUUUUGUGUACACAGAAGCCAUUCCAAGCCUGGGACCUGCCCCUGUGGGGAUCCUGACCCCAGCCAACAACUGCCAAGCCUCCUAGAGGCCCCAAAGCCACCCCCAGAGGCCCUGUCUGAAGCUGGAGUUCCCUGGGGUCCGAGGCAAGAGAAAGAGGAGGAGCCCUUCUGUUCAUUUCUACCCUCAGCUCCACCACCUUGGGGCAUGUGGUUUUACCCUUCAUUCUCUCUUUCCUCCUUAUUGGAUAAAUAAACAGCCUGUGAGCACAUAGGUAGUCUGG